Molecule: messenger RNA, 784 nt
Organism: Labrus mixtus (cuckoo wrasse)
Lineage: Eukaryota; Metazoa; Chordata; Actinopteri; Labriformes; Labridae
Gene: tmem220
Product: transmembrane protein 220
Exons: 6
Coding region: 142-651 (169 amino acids)
Source: RefSeq, a predicted model, not a curated record
CAAGGCGAUGUAAUACGACGUACUAGUAUUUCAAACCCAAUACAAAUGUUUAAUACAAGGACCGGCUUGUGCGCCUGUUUUCGUUUAUCUGUACGUCCCGCAGGCCCGGGCGGGUAAGUGGUGAAAGGUUAGAAAACAGCAAUGGGUGAAGUAGUUUGUGAGAAGAAGUCAUGGCUUUCUGUGAUUUGGCAAGUUUGCAACGCUUUCAUGUCUUUAUUCUUCGCUCUUGCAACAUACGUACAGAUCAAUGAUCCAGACGCAGGGUUAUGGAUGGUCGGUUAUGGUGUUCCUGCAGUCCUGUGUGCAUUUCUAAGCUUGAAACCACACGUGACAGAGACUUUGGCGUGGAGGCGUGUUGCUGAUCUCCAUGUGAUGAUCUCCAGCGCUGUGGUCGCCAUGUUGGGGUGGAGGGUUCACAAAGAGAGAAUUACAGAGAUCUUCCAACAGGAGGAGGGCAGAGAAUUUUCUGGUCUCAUGUUGACUCUUGUUUGGCUUCUCCUGUGUCGUCACUCUGGAAGGUCUCCAGUCGGGAUGCUCAGAGUCUCAACAGCUGCUGCCAUCACGGUCUUUCCCUUUGUGGCUUGGCUUUACUACUACAUCAACAAAGAACUCAGACUGAACUGGCCUUCACAUUGCACAACUGCCUUAUAAACUUCAACAUCUUACCUUUUUUUUUUCCUGAAAAUAUUCCUCUCGUUUGAUUUUUUUGACUGAAUAUCUUGGACCAAGAAUGCUGCUUUAAUAAAUGUUUGAAGUAUGAUUAAAUGCAAAAAUAUGACAUCCA